UUGAAGAAGUUUUAGCUGUUGGCUGAUAGAAAUGAAGCUGAUUACAGCUAGAGAAAGAAGAUAUGCUCUUUUGCUGGCAGCCAGGGACUCUGAGUAUGCGAAGAAAGUGUACGGGGGUUAUUUCAAUGUGUUUGUUGCAGCUUUUGGAGAAGAAGGAGAAAAAUGGGACUUGUUCAGGGUUGUUGAUGGAGAAUUCCCUGACAUGAAUGAACUCCACAAAUAUGAUGGAUUUGUGGUCAGUGGCAGUCCCUAUGAUGCUUAUGGAAAUGACUACUGGAUUCUUAAGCUUUGCUUCCUGUUGCAAACACUUGAUGCCAUGGAGAAGAAGGUUCUUGGGAUCUGCUUUGGCCAUCAGGUUUUGUGCAGGUCAUUGGGGGGAAAAGUUGGGAAAGCGUGCACAGGAUGGGAUAUUGGGCUGAGGAAAGUAGAAAUUGUGAAAGAUAUGUCAGUACCCAGCUUCCUGGAAGACUGCUUGGAUGAAAUACCCUCUUCUCUGUCUAUUAUAGAGUGCCACCAGGAUGAGGUAUGGGAGGUCCCAAUGGGAGCUGAAGUGAUAGCAUUCUCAGACAAGACAGGUGUGGAAAUGUUCGCAAUUGAUCAACACAUUCUCGGCAUUCAAGGCCACCCUGAGUACACCAAGGACAUCCUAUACAACCUCAUCGAUCGCCUUGUCAAUAACAAUUCCAUUGAGGUAACCCCUGGCAGCUCCAUUCUCCUCAAUUCCGAUCACAUUACAACUCUUCUUCUUCUUCUUCUUCAUUAUUUGUCCUCAUUUUGCCUGUUUGUUUUGAUGCUGGUUGAAUACAGAAUGACUUUGCUGAGAACGCCAAAGCUGGAUUAGAGAUAGCUGAACCUGACAGGAAAUGCUGGGAAAAGAUAUGCAGGAAUUUUCUUAAGGGAAGACAGAAUUCCACCUUUUCUUAUCUUUGAUUUGUUGGAAUGUUCUAAAAUCAAGUUUUUUGGAACAAAGUUCCAUGUACUUUGGGUGCCUUCUUUUUUUUUUUUGGACAUAAAUCGAAGUGAAAUUUAUUGCUCACCCUCAGAA
Messenger RNA from Durio zibethinus, 1045 nucleotides. The record is from RefSeq and is a predicted model, not a curated record. Lineage: Eukaryota; Viridiplantae; Streptophyta; Magnoliopsida; Malvales; Malvaceae.